AUGUCACGUGGUCUACCGUGUUAUUUAAAAUCCAUCAAGUUGACAACGGGAGUGUUGAUCCUGUUAGAAAAUCCCGAAUCUGCCAUCAGGAUACAGUUUUGGGCCAGUGCUUUCACCUCGUCUUGCAAUCCGACUCAUUUUGCAGUUCUCAAGAUUUCGGUAAGUGAAUUUUAAAUGAAAGACAACUGAAUAAUUACUUUUAAUUAGAUCACGUAAAGCACUUACGCUUUCUGCACUGAGAAAUGCUUUAGGACGUGCAGCAAAUGGGUUCAUUUAUAUUUCGUCUAUGUCGCAUUGAGUAGGGCAGUCUGUCACUCCAGUCGAAUGCGCAGUCUUUGCGCCAAAUCAGGGAAGUUUUCGAUGAGUGACAGACAAAAUCAUUGGUUAAAUCUGUUGGAUUUAGUCAUCUGUAUCGCUGCCGUGUUCAAACUAUCAGUUAGCAUCAAAAUUAGUUUAGCACGGUUAAAAAUUUUGGUUAAAACCCAAGAAAUAAUCGCCUUAACAAUUGAAAUACCUUAACGUGACAUGAAGGCAAGUUAUCAUCGUCCCGUGCCGUAUUCCAUCGCCAAAACAUAACAUCAUUACGUGUGUUUGGAGCACAUCAAUCACAUGCAAACACUGGCUACGCGGAAUUUUUGUUAUGAAUUUACGUUGUUCGUUGAAGUAAUGUGUCUAGGAUUGACUGAUCCUCCCGGAAAAAAACCGUAGAGAAUAUCUUAGCAGAACGUCAGACCUUCCAAAAGUAAUUCAUACUUCGAUAAGAUUUGAACCUGAGGCGUUUCAAUUCUCCUUUAAGAUAUCAGCUGGGUACAAAUUAAAGAAAGUUCAUUUGACUGUGAGGACCACGAGUCAUCUAUAGGUCAACGAUGAUGUAUUCCGCACAAUGUUCUUGAGAAGGAAACGGCAAAAAAAAAAAGGGUAUGAAGCCAAUUUUUACAGAUUUGUUGACAACGACUUAACUCUAAUUGUUCAAAUUCAAGUUUCCUCAAAAAUAAUUGUUCAUAAUUUGGAAAUUGACGAAGGAAAUCAACUAUUUGCGUAAUCAAGAAGUAUCCGGUUUAUAGAAAAUGCUAAUCUGUGCAAGGAAUUCACUCAAAGUCAUGUCAGCGUGAUGUAAAGUUAUUUAGGUCAGAGUUAAUAGAGGUUACUGCUUAGGAAAGCUGACAACAAUUUAAGAUGAAAACAGCUGUGCAGCAAGUUUAUUUUGGCGCCCGCUGACUGUACAAAUCCUUUUCAUUUUAUGAUAACGCUUUGUGACUGAAUCAAUUAAAUAAGAGUUUUAAGCAGCCAAUCGGUUCAAAAUGAUUGGAAUGCGUUAAAAAGCGUAAAACAAUCUUAAAACAAAGAAAUUUGUCGGGUUGCCCAACCAGUUACCUCCAUAUUUGACUAUGUUACAGGCCACCAAAGACAUUUUUUGUUUCCACAAUAUCUACUAUGUUUGACAGUUUCUACCUUAUUAACUGUACUGAGAGCAUGCCAACUGCGCAUUUUCUCACAUUCCAAUCAAACGCGAUUACUUGAUGGUUAGGACAUUGAGCAUUGUUGCCAUUUCAGUUUCCUUUCUACCUUUUUAUAGAUUUAUACCAUGACGCUUAAUUUUGUUGGAGAGAUGCAAGUGCUUCUACGGCAGUGGAAGGUCACUUCUAUAAACGGUACGUGUAAGAAUAACUUGUAUUUGUUCGAGGAAUAUCAAACGAAACGUGAUCUUGUGUGGCCGUAAAUCCAAGUAACAUCGGCAAGUGCACUGUAUCAAGGUAACCGUAUAAAUCAGUGGUCUGGUACACCAAAGAAACCCGUAAAACACCACUUGAAGUAAAAAUAGGCAGUUCCAAAGAUUGGUUCCAGCUAAAAAAAAAACAUAUUCAAGUUCGACCCUUUAAAACCUAAGAGGGAUUGGCUCCUAAUUUCUUCUUACAGAAUCCCCCUUGAAUCAAAUGUAAAGGUCAUGAGAAUGAAGGAAAUCACUGCCCACCUAAGAGGCUUUGAUUGUUUAACAAAUUCUCCUUGCUAGCACCAAAGGAAAUGUAUGGAGAAGAGUAUUACGAAUAUGGACACUGGCCUUGGAGUAUAAAGGGUUAAUGAUCCAAGUAUUUUGGUAGUGACGUAUGCAUUAUUCUGUCUCACAGGAUUAGGUGGAUCAUUGAUAGCAGUGUUUUCCCUUGCUGUACUGUAUGAGUUCAUGUCGUCAUAUCACAGGUACCUCGGCCUACCUAAUGAAAGAGGAUAUUCCACGAAAGAGUUCAAAGGAAACAAGAGGUUGGUGAAAUGCAUAGUAAUUCGAAAAUACAUAGAUAUCUGUCAUGACUCGGUCAGUUUUUGUGAAAAAACAUGGUCAGGGUUCGAAAUUGGAGCCUUUUUCCAUCAAUUCUACGAAAAGAAUGCUUUGAGCCAGCAUCAAAGUUAAAAACAAUAAAUAAUUUGCUUAUCGCUGUAGGAGUUGACAUGAACUUACAAGUGUUCUUUCGUCUGACCUCUUCCACAAUGAAAUAUUCGGAAAUAGUGGGGAACACUAAGAUCAUGGUAUUUAUGAGAAUAUUUAUUCCACACCUUAGCGAGAUUCUCUUCUGGUAUAUGUAAUUCUAGGCUAGGAUUCUACCGUUUUCUUAAACCCAGUCUUCCAGGAAACUUCGAGGUUGUGGUUUGGUGUGGUGUAGAGGGUGGAACGCGGGCUUAUCCCGACCAGCGGCCUCUGAUCGAGCCCCUUUCAACCCAAUAAACUUCAUUUGUUCUUCCAGGAUACUUGAUCACCUCCUGAGGACAAGUUCUUAUCUUCUGUCAGCCGUGACAGGUUACCUGUUGAUGCUUGUGGUGAACACUUUCAAUGUUUGGCUCUUUAUGUCUGUUGUGGUUGGGUUAGGCUUUGGUUUCUUUCUAUCGAAUCCGUUGUACAUAACGUAUCGCAAUUUGGAGGUACAACGAAGAACACAUGAUCAGAGAAACAACAAUGGCGUUAUAAGGCGAUCAAGAUGCGACAAGCAGAAGGAAAAAUCGCCAACUUGAUCUGAGUUACUGAAUGUGAUCUUGUCGCCUUGCGAACGUUUCGGAUCGACAGGAAAAAAGAAACUUUGUGCCAGAAUCCAGAUGGACUACGAGCAGCAUUCCGUCCUUUAAAGCGAAGUCCGUCGCGCUAGUCCAAAAAUAUCAACAAAAAGACAAAUGGUGCAGGGUAGUGCGCCACGUGGGACUCUGGAACACGGACUUUUUUUGAACUCGCGCGACGGACUUCACUGAAAAGGAAGGACUGCUCGUAGUCUUGAAUCCAGAAGUGGAAGAAGGACACUAUAACACACGAAUCUGUUACACUGCGGCCAGCAGCUCACGCCACGUUAACCCCCUUUUCUUUUCAAGGUUUGAUUAGAAAUUCUAUCGCCAAGUUGUUAUAUAGCUUCUUAUAUCUUAGUUAGGAGUCUUUGAUGCAAUAUCAAAAUAGUGCCCAUUGACGGAUGCAUUUGUCUUUUCUCGUUACUUGUGUGAUAAUUCAUACAUACAUACAUACAUACAGCAAGGAGGAGUUAACUGUUACAUACCUCUUUGUGAUAUGAAAAAGUACACUGAACUCAAAAGAAACCAAACAUUACAAGAAACAAAUUAAAGUGUUUUUAAAGAUGUAUGCCAAGAAGGAACAGGAAUAGUUGGGGAUGAAGAAAAUUAAAAACGAUUACAAUUGACAAACUCGGCUUAAAAAUUUGGGACAAAUUUUCCAAGACGAGCCCCGAUUGUGAUCAUGGGGUUGUCUGUAAAGAACGUCCACGAUUUUUACUAAUUCGUGGAAGACAUUCUCUAUUAACUGUUAUUUUAUUAAGGAAAAGAAAUUAAAGCAAUGACCUAUCUUACAAUUCGAUUUUAUGAUUCAACAUGUAUAAGAUAAUAUUAAAAAGAAAAGAAACAAGCACGUUAUUUUAUCUCAACC
Messenger RNA from Pocillopora meandrina, 3910 nucleotides. NCBI's taxonomy places the organism in Eukaryota, Metazoa, Cnidaria, Anthozoa, Scleractinia, Pocilloporidae. The record is from the annotation of a GenBank genome assembly.